Messenger RNA from Pan troglodytes (chimpanzee), 4379 nucleotides. Its product is annotated as charged multivesicular body protein 5-like. The record is from RefSeq and is a predicted model, not a curated record. Gene Ontology annotation, biological process: late endosome to vacuole transport via multivesicular body sorting pathway; vesicle budding from membrane. Gene Ontology annotation, cellular component: multivesicular body. Bases 2971 to 3366 code for a protein of 131 amino acids. The transcript has a single exon. NCBI's taxonomy places the organism in Eukaryota, Metazoa, Chordata, Mammalia, Primates, Hominidae.
UUUCAGUUGUUCCACACCUUUACCAACUUUUGUUAUUUAGGAAUUUUAAAUUUUAUCAAUUCUAGUAUGAAAUGGUAUCUUACUGUUUUAAUUUGCAUUUCCCUACUGACUAAUAAUGUUGAACAUCUUUUCUUAUGCCUAUUUGCCAUCCAUAUAUCCUCUUUGAAGUCUCUGUUUGUACUUGUUUGCCCAUUUUAAAUUUAUCUUUUUUUGUCUAAUUGAGUUGUGUAUUUUAUAUUUUCUGGAUACCAAUCCUUCGUCAGAUAAGUAGUAUGCAAUAUUUUCUACCUGUCUGUGGCCUGUCUUUUCAUUUCCUGAACUGUGUCUUUUGAAGAACAGAAAUUUUAAGUUUUUGACAAAGUCCUGUUUAUCAAUUAUUUUUUCCUUUAUGGCUUGUGCUUUUUGUGUUUAUCUUAAUACAUUCUUAAUAGGUUAACUAUUUUGUAUAUCAAAUUAACAGCUCUCACAGUCAUUAAUUGGUACUUUAUUCUUACAAUAAUAAAGAUCAAUGUAUCUCUCAAGAGAUUAAUACAAUUUUUAUUCCAUCUUACAUAUAGACUUAAUAAAUACAAAUGGUACACUUUUUUUAUAUUACUCAGAUUGUUAUGCUGGUCACUGUGCCAUCGUGCAAUAAUUGGUCACUAACAGUUAAGGGAUACCAAAAGUGAUAUUGCAGGAGACGUUCAGUUACUUCUGAAGAUCAGAGAUGAUUUUUGCCUAAGUCAAACUUUGGGAUAUCCCUAAUUUACAUUGGCUGGUUCUUUGUGUUUAUUUUGGCAUUAAGUACAGAUUUAAAUCUUUCCACAAAGAGACUCAAGCGCAAUCAUAAUUUUUCACAAGACUAAGUCAUAUGCUGGCUACCCAAGCAUUUGCUGACUAUUUGUUGUACAGGGACACAGGCCCUACUCACAAGGAUGGCUAUGGGAACAUUAUGCAAAGGGAGUUAUUAAGCAAUUAGCUUUGCGAUCCCUCUGGCGUAUCUUCCUCCUGCUGUGGAAUCAAGAGAGUGGUUUGGAUGAGGCUUGUGGCCUUUAAUAUUUCAUGUGUAUAAGGAUCACUGUCAUCCAGACAUCGGAACUUUUAAAAUUCCAUGACUUUCCUUCACUGUACCAGAGUAAUUGUGACCCAGCUUCAUUUGCUUAAAUGCAGUUAAGGUUUUGCUGAAUUUUUAGUGUUUAAGAGAUUGCGUUGGGGUACCAGGUGAUAGGAAGAGAAAAUAAAAGGUUUCUGCCCCCGAGUUGACACUCUUGAGUGUAACACAACUGUGCACAGUGAGCCAAAGGGUGAGGCAGGCUGUGUGGCUGAGUUUAGGGUAUGCGGGGAUCAGUUGUAGGAGAUGAGACAGGAAACAUAUUCAGGCAAUACAUUGUGGGGGACCUUGAUUGCCCUUUUGGGGCCCAAGGCUGCAUUCCAUUAAAAAGUGAAUUGGCAUUCAUGAGUGAAGGCUUGGGCUGAUAUAGGCCUACCUGAGAGUGACCCUGGCCUCCUAUGCUCUAUGUUGUUGAAAACAGUAAGAGUUAAGAUAAUUGGGGGAUGUUGCGCCUGCCUUGGUUGUCACAUGGAGCUGCCCCUCCACUGGGAAGCUGUAAAUUGGCAUGGGGGCAUUUGGCAUGCCUGAGGGUGGUAUAAAAGAUUGACAGGAAAAGGGGCUGUUUUUUUCAUCAACAAAAUCCGCAAACAUCUUGCCUAUCAUCCGUGGCAGUCAUACGUGACCUGUGUGGAUGAGGGACACAAGUAGCUGUAGACUUGGGUAGCUGCUGGGCCUCCCAUUGAGAUGAAGCUGCGGUCCCUGAUGGGUUUCCUCUCCUGUGUCCUAAUAUAAAGAUAAGUAAAUAUUGUAUUAAAUGGAAACCAGUGUGUGUCUUGGGGCUCUGGUUGCCGCUUGGUCUCAUCACCAUAGCUGUGCCACUGCACUGACACCUUGAAAUGGAAGGUUAGCAUUACAAACUGGGCUAAGUGGACUUGUGUUGGGGAUGCAGGGGAUCUGAAUGGGGGUUAGAGCAAUGACAAGGUGAGAAUAGGGAGGAUCAUCUGCCUUCAGGACAGACACUGAGACUCCUGUCAGCAGUUCUGGCACAUGGUCUGGGGAAGAAGGAAGAACAGAACUUCCAACUUUAGCUCUGGUGAGAGGUCUGAAUGGGGUCAAGGGCUCUUCUUAGCUGUUUAAACAUUUUAAAAGUUUUUAUUUUAAAUAACAAAAUUUAACAGUGCUUAUAUAAGCCAGGCACCAUUCCAGGCAUUUUAUUUUAUUUAUUUUUAUUAUUUUGUUUUUGAGACAGGGUCUUGCUCUGUUACCCAGGCUGCAGUGCAGUGGUGUGAUCAUGGCUCACAGCAGCCCCAAUGUCCUGGGCUCAAACGAUCCUCCCAACUUCGGCCUCCCAAAGUGUUAGGAUUGCAGGAGUGAGCCAUGGCUCCUGGUCCAUUCCAGACAUUUUAUAAAUAUUAACUCAUUUAAUUCUUCUAACAACUCAAUACCAUUUAUAGUUUCCUGAUAGAAAAUUGAGGCACAAAGAAGUUGAGUGACUUGCCCAGGUCAUGUAGCUUAGUAAAUGAUGAAGCUGAGCUUUGAAUCCGGGCAGUCUGCCUCUAGACUCCCUGCUCUGAACCCUUCUGAUUCCUAUAGCUCCUCUUCCCCAUUUUUCCUCAUAAGAAAUAAGUGGUUUAUGGUUUUGCUCCAGUGUUUGGGUUUCUUUGCGGCCGCUCAAGAUCAACCAAUUCUUCGGGAAAGUGAAACCCAAGGCUCCACUGCCCAGCCUGACUGACUGCAUUGACACGGUGGACAGCAGGGCAGAAUCCAUUGACAAGAAGAUUUCUCGAUUGGAUGCUGAGCUAGUGAAGUAUAAGGAUCAGAUCAAGAAGAUGAGAGAGGGUCCUACAAAGAGUAUGGUUAAGCAGAAAGCCUCGUGAGUUUUAAAGCAAAAGUGGAUGUAUGAGCAGCAGCAGGGCAAUCUUGCCCAAUAGUCAUUCAACAUGGAACAAGCCAAUUAUACCAUCCAGUCAUUGAAGGACACCAAGACCACGGUUGAUGCUAUGAAACUGGGAGUAAAGGAAAUGAAGAAGGCAUACAAGCAAGUGAAAAUCGACCAGAUUGAGGAUUUACGAGACCAGCUAGAGGAUAUGAUGGAAGAUGCAAAUGAAAUCCAAGAAGCACUGAGUCGCAGUUAUGGCACACCAGAACUGGAUGAAGAUGACCUAGAAGCAAAGUUGGAUGCACUGGGUGAUGAGCUUCUGGCUGAUGAAGACAGUUCUUAUUUGGAUGAGACAGCAUCUGCACCUGCAAUUCCGGAAGGUGUUCCCACUGAUACGAAAAACAAGGAUGGAGUUCUGGUGGAUGAAUUUGGAUUGCCACAGAUCCCUACUUCAUAGAUUGGCAUCAUUCAAGUAUAUCUUGUAAAACAAACACAUAUUAUGGGACUAGGGGACUAGGAAAUAUUUAUCUUUCCAAAUUAACAUAACAGAUUUACGUUUCUUUCCUUUCUUUGAAGGAAAGUUUAAUUACAUUGCUCUUUUAUUUUUUCCAUUAGGAGACUCAUUGUUUGGGAAACGCUUUUUUUGUACUAAAAUUUGAUUCCUUUUUUUCUUAUGAAAAUUGAACUUAGUUUAAAGGUAUCUUUGGCUUGUAUGACUUGUUUUCAUUCAUUAGUAAUAAUUUGAAAUAAAACUAAGGAAAUGGAAUGUUAAAAAUCUAUGACACUAUAACUCUGCAGUCUCAAAAUGACCUGAUAAACUGAUAAGACAAAGAUGAGAUUAUUGGGGCUGUUCAUAUUAUGUUUCAGAACCAUUUUCUAUUGUGGUAUUAUAGGUUGGUUAAAGUGAUGGCCUUUUUGAUGGGUUUUGUUGUGUCUUGUGAACAAAUCAUUACUGUGUCCAAUAUUGGAAUGGAGUUAUCACUACUGUAUCAUGAGUGGGUAUUUUUAUUCUAUGGUUCCCUCAGUAUUACAUCUUGGCUUGUAAUCAAUAAUGAAUAUUUCUUGAUAUUUAAUGUAUAGGACAUUUAUUUAUACUCAAUAAAUAUUUUUCAAAAGGAUAUAAUUUUAAUGAUAUCACUUCAGCUUAAAACCUCUACUGCGGAAACCACAUUUAAUAGAAUUUUAAUGUCAUUUUAGCCUAUAACUCCACUCCAGAAACCAAGUUAACCAUUGUGAGGAAAGAGCAAGGAACAAUCUGGGCUUGGGCCCUGGGUCUACCAUUUACUAACUACUGAGUAGUCUAUUCAACUUCUCUAAGCUUCUGUUUCCUUAUUAGUAAAAUCAUGCUUAUAUCUCAUAGAGCUUUUGUGAGGAAUAAUUGAGGUAAUGGUCAUAAGUACCUUAUUAACCGCAAUGGGCUAUUCUCAUAUGAGGGAUUGUUAACAAUAAAAAAGCAACUGCUUCAAAGAA